This is a messenger RNA of Culicoides brevitarsis, 6694 nucleotides long. RefSeq names its product insulin-like receptor. Bases 865 to 6057 code for a protein of 1730 amino acids. NCBI's taxonomy places the organism in Eukaryota, Metazoa, Arthropoda, Insecta, Diptera, Ceratopogonidae. The transcript has 10 exons. The record is from RefSeq and is a predicted model, not a curated record. Gene Ontology annotation, biological process: cell surface receptor protein tyrosine kinase signaling pathway; multicellular organism development; positive regulation of kinase activity. Gene Ontology annotation, molecular function: protein binding; ATP binding; transmembrane receptor protein tyrosine kinase activity. Gene Ontology annotation, cellular component: signaling receptor complex; plasma membrane.
UUCGGCUCCGGUAUUUUUAUCAAUUAAAUCCGGGAAAAUCAAUGAAAAAUAGUGCGAAAAACGUAAAAAAACACGAAAGUUGAUGCAUUUUAUCAUUUAACAGUCGAGAAUGGCAAUUUACCUGCGAAAAAAUCGUGAAAAAUAAAAAAAAAAUAAAUGUUGAUUGUUUUGUAUACCAACAAUAAAUAACAACAACAACAAAGAAAAAAUUAGAAAAAUAAAAAAAAAAUUAUAUAAAAAAAGAAAAUUAAUAAAAAAAAAUAAAGCAGUGAAAAAAACGUGAUUGAUACAAACAAGCAGCAGUAAAACGAAUGCAAAGGGUUGAAUGCCCUUCUUAGUUAGUCCAUGGAUGCAGUUCACACACUCACAUCGUCGCAGUAGCAGCAGCAUACACCAACUUUGGCAGAGUGGAAAACAACAAAAAUAUCUUGUGAGAAAAAUAUACAAACAAAAAUAAAACGCAAAAAGGCACAACAUACGCGCGCGUAACGACACACCAUACAGCAACGGUAUGUGUGUCUUGUUUAUGUUAUUAAAGUGAUAUUGAAGGAAAUAUGAAGAAGAAGAAGAAUUUAUUAUAUACAACAUGUUUGUACACAAAACACAAGUGAAUUCCACAUAAAAAAAUACAUAAUAAUAAAUAAAGUGAACAUAUUGUCCGAUACUUUACCGCGAAAUAGAAAUAAUAGUAAAUAAUUGACCAGUCACCAUGGAGUGUGCUAAUUUAAUAAUGUGGUAAAUAAAUAAUAAUAAUAAAAAAUAAUUUUGUAUAUGAAGAUUAAUGAAAAAAAAAUAAUUUUGGUCCUACAAAAAAAAAAUUAAAUAAAAAAUAGUGAAAGUGUGUUAAAAAUAAAAUUUAAAAAAAUGCUUGAUUCUAUCAAUACCAGCAGAAGACAUGAAAUUUACAAAAAUAACAAUGAUAACAAAUGUUUCACAUUAAAUACAAUUCAUCAUUAUAAAAAGAGACGUCGAGAAAAAAGUACAAUGACACAUGAAAAUAUUACAAAUAAUAAUAAUAAUGAUCAUCAUGCGAUGAUGGAAAAUGUUCAAUGCUUUUUGUGUCGUCGUAAAAUACAAUUAAUUGAAUCAAAUGUCCACGAGAAUUUCAGCAACAACAACAACAAAUCAUUAAACGUCUGUACGGAGUGUCGGCAAGACACGUCGUCGUUUGACGUCAACGAUAACGACAAAAACAACAUAAAAAGUUGUAAAAAUCGUAAUCAACCACCAAACUACCACCAACACCACAGCGACAACACAACAACAUCUUAUCACGCAGAAAAUGAUCAAAAUAAAAGGAUUUUCGGUGAAAAAGAAAAUAUUAAUUAUGAUAAGCGUAAAAAUUUAAAUAAGCAGAAAAGUAUGAAAAAGUUACUAACAUUAAGUGAAAAAAAUUAUGAAAAUAGUAGUUUAUUAAGUAUAAAUAAUACGAGAAAAUAUUAUAGUAAAAUAUAUAGUUCGUUGAUAUGUUCAACUAAAAAGCUACUAUUAGUGCUAUUAUUAUUGAAUAGUUUUUCGAUGUUUAGUUUAGUGAAUGCACAACUUGUGCCGUUAAGUGAUACAAAGGAACCUGGAUUAUGUCCCAGCACAGAUAUUCGGAAUUCACCUGACGGCCUAGCACGUCUGGAAAAUUGCACUGUGAUCGAGGGAUUUUUACAAAUUUUAAUGAUUGACGACAAGCACGACGCAUCCAAAUACGAAAAUUAUUCAUUUCCCAAUCUGGUGGAAGUAACGGACUACAUUAUCAUUUAUCGCGUCAAUGGAUUACUGACACUGAGGAAGCUCUUUCCUAAUCUGAAAGUGAUUCGGGGCAAUAAUCUAUUCAACAAUCACGCGUUAGUUCUGUAUGAAAACAUGAAAAUGGAGGAAAUUGGAUUGUACAGUUUAUCCCGCAUCAUUCAAGGUUCCGUCCGGAUCUCAAAUAACCCGAAUUUGUGUUAUGUCGAUACGAUAAACUGGGGCUUGAUUACCAACGAAUCGUUCGUGGACUCGAAUGUCUUCGAUGGUAACAAACAAAAGAAUGCUUGUCCAGUGUGUCCGCGACAUCCAGAAAAUUCAUCGGUGGAGUGUCCGAGAACGAAGGGCAGCACGGGACGCGAUUCGUUUCUUUGUUGGACUGCGGAUCAUUGUCAAAAAGUGUGUCCAGCUGCGUGUCCGGGGAAUUGUUUCAACAGUACGACGUGCUGCGAUAAGGACUGCGUUGGUGGAUGUACGGGACUUAGUUCGUCGGAUUGCAUAAUUUGCCGAAAAAUGAUGCGAUUCGUGAAUGGGAAGAAAAUUUGCUUGGAAAAUUGUACAAGCGGAUUGUAUGCCUACAGCUCGCGGAGUUGCAUCACCGAAGAGGCAUGCCGGAAUUUACCGGUGCCCAUUCAAGUGAAGCGCGAGGACAUCAAAUUCCCCUUUGUGCCACGCGCAGAUGGAAUUUGCGAUCGGGAAUGUCCUUCGGGAUACUUUCCGGACACGAGUCACUGCACUCCCGAACAUUCUCCCGAAGACUGCCGCAAAAAGUGCAAAAAAUGCAAAAACAACAAAUGCGAGAAAAUUUGCAAGGGCGCAACCGUCGACAGUAUUUCAACGGCGCAACACUUACGAGGAUGCACAAAAAUUGACGGAAAUCUCGAGAUUACGAUCAAAAGUCGCGGUGGACAAAAUGUCGUGCGGGAACUUCAAGCGCUAUCGGCAAUCGAAGAAAUCACGGAAAGUCUGAGGAUUGUUCGCUCCAAUCCGAUUGUGUCGUUGCAUUUUUUCAAGGAGCUAAAGGUCAUUGGAACGAAAUUGCAGGAACAAGACAAGGCUUUGUACAUCACGGACAAUCAGAAUUUGCAGGAGUUGUUUAAUACUUCGGUGCGAAUUGUGAAUGGCACGAUGGCGUUCCAUUAUAAUCCAAAGUUGUGCGUGAAAUUCAUCCUCGAUCUAAAGAAAAAGCAAAGAGGUAUCAAAAUCGACUCGGAAGAGUCCAUGAAAAUUUCCAAUGGAGACAAAAUCUCGUGUAAUACUACGAAAAUUAAUGCAAGUGUGCAGUUCGUGCGGAACAAUGCUGCCAUGAUUCGUUGGGACAAGUUCCAAAUUGACGAUCCAAGGUCGUUGCUCGGUUACACAUUAUCCUACAUUGAAGCGCCAUUCCAAAAUGUUUCCGUUAAUGAAGGACGAGAUGCGUGUGAUCGUGAUGGCUGGAUUGUCGAUGACGUACAUGCUGACGACCAGGUUUCAAUUAUCACCAAGUUAAAGCCUUACACCCAGUACGCAUGUUACGUGAAAACAUUUAUGAUAUCUUCGGAAGACAGUGGCGGCGAAAGUGACAUAUUUUACUUCAAAACGCUCGCGGACGAGCCCAAGCCGGUGCAGCACUUGGAGGCGACGUCAAACGCCUCCUCCGAAAUUGUCGUGAGUUUCAAGCCGCCCAAAACGUUCAACGGCGAACCCGACAAGUACGAAAUUGUCGUCAACUUGACGGAUAACAAAGACGUCCUCAACCACCGAGAUUUCUGUAACGAGCCCCCAAAACCGGACGAGAAUUUGUCACGAGGCGUUCUAAUUCCCGAUCGCCCGGAAGAAAACAAAAAAGACACGUGCGAUUGCCAAAAUAUCGUGUGCGAAACGUCAUCGAAGGGAGUUCACAAGGAAGACGAUGCCGUCGAAGCGAUUUCGUUUGAAGAUAAAUUACAGGACUGGGUUUUCAUCAAAUAUAAAGACGUCAAAUCGAGCAACAGAAAACGCCGCGACGUCUCGUACCCCUUUGAAUCGCCAUUUUCGACGACAAUAGCGAAUCUCGUGCGAAAUGCGCGAAAUGUCAAUGCCGAGUUGCAAGACGAGGACCCAUUGGUGGACGACAAUGGAAAAUUGGUGUACCAGAAAUUCUACACGACCGACACAAAAGUCGUGCUGAAGAACUUGAAACACUAUUCGGGCUAUCAUGUGUCGGUGCGGGCGUGUCGCAAGCCCGAGGAUGCCAAAAUACUCCCGCCAGGCGUCAAGCAGGCAGCACGUUGCAGCAGUGAACGAUAUACGCAAGCGGUGACGCAAAUGGUACCGGGCGCUGAUGAUGUCGUUACGGUUUCUACGGUGCAGGAACACAACAUGACGGGCGCCUUUAAAGUCAUUUGGGAGCCACCAAAGCACCCGAAUGGCCUGAUUGUGUCAUACAGCAUCCGUUACAGUCUGCCGGGCAAGCAAUUCAAGCCCGUUUGUCUCACAGCAGUGGAUUUCAAAAAAACUGGAUAUCUCCUGGUAGACGAACUCGAACCCGGAAAUUACAGUGUCGAGGUAAUGGCAACGUCAAUGUUCGGCGAUGGCGCAUAUUCAUCACCUCGCUUCCAAAUUAUCCCCGAAAAACCGAAUACUUUGAAGUAUAUUAUCGCAAUUCUUGUGGUUUGCCUCCUGCUGGUCAUCGGUGUUGUCGUUGUGUAUGUCUGGUACUACAAACGACGCUUCCCCGCACAAAUGGCCAACAUGAAAUUGAUCGCUUCGGUCAAUCCGGAGUACAUGAGUAUGCAAUAUACGCCCGACGAGUGGGAAUUGCCGCGCGAAAAGAUCAUUCAGCUGCAGGAAUUGGGUCAGGGCUCCUUCGGUAUGGUCUACGAGGGCAUCAUUAAGGACAAAAAUGGCAUGGGCGACGAGCAGAAAUGCGCCAUCAAGACUGUGAACGAAAGUGCGACAGAUCGCGAACGCAUCAACUUCCUCAAAGAAGCGUCCGUGAUGAAAGGUUUCGAUACGCAUCACGUCGUCAAGUUGCUCGGCGUUUGUUCGAUCGGUCAACCUAUUCUCGUGGUUAUGGAAUUGAUGGGAAAUGGCGAUCUCAAGGGAUAUCUAAGGUCACAUCGACCCGAUCGUGAUAGUUUAGAUGGCGUAGCACCGCAACCGCCAUCCCUGCGACGCACUUGUCAAAUGGCGAUAGAAAUUGCCGAUGGCAUGGCUUACCUGGCAUUCAAGAAAUUCGUGCAUCGGGACUUGGCGGCAAGAAAUUGCAUGGUUGCCGAAGAUUUAACGGUGAAAAUUGGCGAUUUCGGUAUGACGCGAGAUAUUUACGAGACGGAUUACUACAGAAAGGGCUCGAAAGGACUACUUCCAGUGAGAUGGAUGGCACCGGAGAGCUUGAAAGAUGGCGUCUUCACAAACAGCAGCGACGUAUUCAGUUAUGGCGUUGUACUGUGGGAGAUGGCAACGUUAGCGUCGCAACCAUAUCAGGGUCUUUCGAACGAUCAAGUACUGCGGUAUGUGAUAGACGGUGGCGUAAUGGAACGUCCAGAAAAUUGUCCAGACAAGUUUUAUGAGUUGAUGAGACGAUGCUGGACUCAUCGUCCUUCAGCUCGGCCCACAUUUAUGCAGAUCGUGCAGGAAUUACAUGACGAUGCGGAUAAAUCAUUCCGCGAAGUCUCGUUCUUCGAUUCGCCGAGUGGGCAACGGUAUUUGCAUGAAAAGCAAAUUGAAAAUCAACCAACAGACGAUGCAACGACGCCACUAACUCGACCCGAAGACGAUGUCGAGAGCUCCAUCGAUGACGAUCUCUACCUCGUGAAUCGCACCAAUUCACAGCAUUUAUCAAAUAGGGAUAUUACACUGCAGGCAAUGCGAACAUCUCAACCACUGAGUGGUGGCAUUGGUUCAGGAAUCUUUAGCAACGACAUUCAUCCGUCCUCGUAUCGCAUCGACGAAGAAGAAAGUGCAGCCGACUAUCGUACCGAAGACGAAAAUGACGAUCCGACCGCACUAAGUACCGUAAAAGUCGCCAACGAUCAACCUCACUUGCAAAAUGGCAUGACACCGGAAUCAUCUGUCCUGAUUUCCGUUCAACCGCAGCAAGACGAUGCUGCUGCAACGUACAAUUUCCACACGCAACCAACGCGAAAUGAGGAAAAUGUGCAGUUGCUCCAAAAGAAAUCAAACAGCAAGUCGCCGACGAUAGUGCCGAACAGUAUCACGAAAUUCAGGAACGACGAGGAAAAUGACUAUGUCAAAGAGCAAAAUGCACGGAAAAAAUAUUUACCAAAUAAAGCCAAACCAAACGAUGACGAGGAGUUGCGGCCCCUGAGCAACGGCUAUGUUGUGCAAAACAGCUAAUAAACACAUCUUUACAUCUCUUUUUUUAGUUCUUAAACUUUAAAAUAUACAUAUUUAUUAUUAUUAAGAGAAAAACAAACGCUUAAAUUAGUAGUUAGUAUGAAUUCUGAAUAGUAUAAGAACUGAAAAUACACAAAAAAAUAGAAACAAUUCUUACAGUUCCAAAAAACAAACAAAACAAAAGGUUAUAAUAUAAAUUUACUCUAAAAAAUAAUAAAAUUAAUUAUUAUUACUAUAUUAUUUAAGACUAAACAGAAGAAAACUACCUAUCUUUAUACAUAUAUAUUAUUCUUAUUAUUAAAAAAAAUAAAUUAAAUAAAAUCCGCAGCACGUAAAAACACACCUGGAACCUUAUUUCCACAAUAACUUUCCAACAAACAACAAAUUAAUAGAACAAUUUCGUUUUAGAAUAUAAAAACUCAAGAUAUUUAUAUAUUUACAAUAGACCACAACCUCCCAAUAGACAGAAUUUUCCCCCAAAAAAAAUAAAUUUUUCUAAUAUUUAGAAAAAAUAUUUAAAAAAAUAACGAGAGAAUUCUAAUGAUAAAGUAAUUAAUCUAACAAUAGAAGCCAUUGAUUACAAACAAUAGAGUCUGAACAAUUUUUAUUCAUAUACAACAAACAAAAAAAAAAUACA